Molecule: messenger RNA, 902 nt
Organism: Darwinula stevensoni
Lineage: Eukaryota; Metazoa; Arthropoda; Ostracoda; Podocopida; Darwinulidae
Source: the annotation of a GenBank genome assembly
AUGUUGGUGAAAGGCGGGAAAAAUCUCAUCCGUCGUCAAACUGUCAAACACUGGACCCACGAGCUUUUAAAGUGCGGAACUUAUCAGGGCAGACGAGUGGGAGAUAAGGAUAUGCAUGAGAGGUCUAUGGAAACGCAGAAGGCCCAUGCCAUGGCUCGGAAAGAGGCCCUCGCCGCAGUGGUCUUCUCCUGCUUCUGUGUGGCCACCGUCAUCCUCGGGGGCGUGGUGAAUUCGGGGAGGCUCGGGGACGCCGGCCAUCUCGGCCUCGCCAUGAUCGUCGGCGGAAUCCUCUCGCUCGCAUGCGUCUGCAUGCGACUCGUCUGGAUCAGCUGGAAGGGGGAAGAAACGGUGCGGAAAUUUUCCUUGCUCGUUUUCGAAGUCGCAGGCGCGGUUAGGAAAGGAAGGAAACACGACGACGACUUCAACCACCGCAGGCGGACUGACCAUGUCCUCUCGACUUCCCGGACCCACGCGCGAAGCCCAACAGUCGCCCCCCCGCCCGUCCCAAUCCCAUCGCUCACCGCGGCCAUCUGGACGGACUCGACUCGACGCUUCGCGCGAAGUCCUCAUCUCUCCGUCGCUGCUGCCAUCAGACAUCCCACAGCGGCGAGCGGAGGUCCCUCCCAGUCGCCCAGCGGCAUCGAGGCCGCGACUCGACCUCCCGCCGUCCUACGAAGAGGCCGUCCACGCCUCCACAAAAAGCGAGACUCAGCCGCGUUCUCCUCGCGGUGACGGAAAAUCCCAUUGCCCGUGCAGCUCCUCCCGUUCAAGUUCCGGCCUUCCAUUGGAAUCGGGGGAACCGAGAGCCACCCAAUCGCACGAAAGUGCAAUUGCAAGUUGAAGAAAAAUAUUAAAAAAAUUCCGGGAAAUUCAUUCGGGCCAGGAUUAUCUCAAUCCAGCAG